AAACGCCGAGCAGUCUCACUCGACCUUUUGCGCGAGAUAAGCGUACGUCGCGAAAGUGGAUUAAAACGAUCGUGAAUUGCAUUCGCGCCUGCACACGUGCACAGGCAAAAUGGGAUGACUGUGUACUUGUUUCGAGGACCGAUGGUUGCAUCAAGCCUCGCGAUGGCGACGUUUUUCAAGAGGAUUCACGGCGGUAAAGCCGGUUGGCUGCCGGGCCGUGAGAUGGCGACGCACUGACCGGCGCCGGGCGUCGUACCGGCGGCAGUCUCGGGGACGACGCCGUCGCCGCCACGUGGGGAGCGAAUUUGAAUCAGCCGCCACCGGUUCCGGCCUGUUGUUCCAUCAUUCCGCGCGAUCGUUCGCACCGGUACUCACCCGCGGCUCCUCUCGCGCUUAUCGCGCCGAAUUUCAUGAUCCGCCGUGCGACUACUCCGAGAGUAGCCGCCGGCAGGUGAGAACACCGCUGACGAGAUCGAGGAAGAUACGGGAAAAGGAGACAUUUGACGUUUAAGAAGAAAGGAGAUAAAGGAGAGAAAAGGAGCGGACUACUGACACCAGUUUGAAACGAUCCCGGGAAGCGGAGAUAGGAACGGUUGAUGUCAUCUCAGUGAUUCGGAAAGCGAAGCCUAUCUCGGAUUAUCCAACACCGGCGACAAGUGCCAGCGAUAAUCGCCGAGCCCGAGAGCAGGAGUUCAUCACUCGCGAAGUCGCAGGUCAUUGUGCUCCAUCGUCAAGUAUCGACACACGCACACACGUACCAAGAGAGAAAGAGAGAGAGAGAGAGAAGGAAGAAAGGAAGUGAUAGUCACGGGAGAAAUCGGCGGCGAAGGCGAGGAGAGGAACAACAACCAGUCAUCCGUGACGAUCGACCGGCGACUUGUCAACGCCGCGCGUCAUCGCCACGUGACACACGCGCGCGCGGGGCUGUCAUCGAUUUCCGAGUAGAAGCGGCUCUUCCUCCUCCACGUGACGACAUCGGCGAGAGACGGAAUCAUCAUCGUCCGGGUACGUAAUCGUGCCCAGCGCGGGUGAGUCGUGAGCGCCGGCGAUCACGGCGCGAGAUCGACACGCUCGUGGGAACCGCGAGCGUCAGCCAGAGCUCCCGCCUUCGAUGAAAUCAGCGACGUAACGCCGGCGCGUCGUCACGCCGAUACGUGCUCCGAGCGGUGACUAGCACUCGCGACGUGCACGGUGCACCACGAGGACGACGAGGACGGCGUUGAAGAGAGCGGCGGCAAGCAGAGGAGACGAGCGGCAGCCGGCCAGCCAGGCGGGCGGCAGGAGAGGGAGAAAAAUCAAGAAGGAAGUAGCAAGUGUCACGAAGGGACCCUUGUCAGUGAGUGGUGGACCGUGGUGCGGAUCGUGGGGGCAUCGUGCGCGUAUAAGGAUCUCGGCUCGAAAAAGACUGGAGAAAGGGAAAGAGAGUUAGAGAGAAAGAGAGAGAGAGAGAGAGACAGAGGGGGGGCGUAUAGGAACGACAGGGGGGUGGCCGGCAGGCACGCGCAGCGAGCGUCUCGCGCUCGAUACGGGCACGCGCGCGAAUUCGACACGAUCGCCGGCACUUCCGAUCGCGCCGGCCGGCUUGGUACGGAAGAGGGCUGUGACCUUGCGACCCGACCUUGGAAAUUGGCGCCACCGUCGAUCGCAUCAUUUCGACCCCGGGUCGAGAACCGCGGCUCGCGUUUCGCCGGCAAUUCGCGAUUAGCUUUUUUAAGUUUUACCGAGUUUCGCGCGAGUGCGAAGAGAGAAGAGGAGAAGUAACGCUUGUGAUUGGUCUUCCGCGAUCGCUGAGGGAUCGGUGAGGCUUCCUUCCCGUUUUCUUCGACGUAUUCUUAGACGAGGAGGAGGCCGUUAACCAGCGAGGUGCAUAAACUACGACCCGUAACGCCGAUGGAAUGAUUCAAUAUGUCGCUUAGGUCGUUACUGGUGAUCCUCGCCUUUGCGCUAUGCGCGACGUGCAACCGCGCUGACUUCUUCGGCGGGAAGGAAGUGGCGUACGAUUUGAUGGUCGCGUCGGUGUCAUCGAUGAUGGACGACAAUAACCUUUACAUGGACGAUGGCGUGGACGGAUUUCCCGCAUUUGGCUUUCGACCCGGCUCCGAAGUGAAGCAACCCUACAGACUGUAUCUUCCGGAGAAGUUGCCAGCCGAGUUCACCCUGGUAGCCACGUUCAAGCCGACCUCCUUUAGGACGAGCUACCUCUUCGCCGUUCUCAAUCCCUUCGAAACCGUUGUCCAAUUGGGCAUUAGAAUUUCGGAUGGGCCCGGCUCGAACCAGAAUAUCUCCCUGGUCUAUACGAAUUCGGACGAGCAUUCGCAUUCGGAGGAGGUGGCGAAGUUCACCGUGCCGAAGCUUACGAAGAAAUGGUCAAAGAUCGUCAUUAAGGUUUCGACGAACGACGUCACCCUCUAUCUUAAUUGCCACGAGAUGGCCAGACAGAGGAUUACCAGGAUCCCCCAGGAAUUAGUAUUCGAUACCGCCAGCACUCUGUACAUCGCCCAAGCCGGACCGCACAUCCAGGAACGAUACGACGGUCUACUACAAUCUUUGAAGUUGUACGCCGGCCACCCUCCGGACCUUGUAAAAUGCACUGCUGAUUUUGACAUCAGUCGAGAUGUGGACGAAGACAAAAGCGAGGAGAGCAACCCACCACCAUUCAUCACGCCCCCGCCUCCGAAUCUAGAUUAUAAAGGUCCGAAAGGCGAGAAGGGUGACAAAGGGGAAAAGGGCGAGAGUGUCAGGGGUCCCCCGGGGCCUCCUGGCCCACCUGGUCGCGACGAGGAUUGGUUAAUGAAGAUACCACAGGGACCACCUGGUCAGAAGGGAGACCCCGGCACUUGCACCUGCAACGCCACGGCCUUAAUGUCUUCCUUUACGAUGCCAAAGAUGAUACAAGGCCCGAAGGGUGAACCAGGAGUACCCGGACAGGAAGGCAAGCAGGGCCUAAUGGGCCUCACGGGUGCGGCAGGACCGCCAGGGGAAAGAGGACUGCAGGGUCCGUCCGGGGCUAAAGGUGACAAGGGUGAUAUUGGAAUAGCGGGACCGGAAGGUCCUCAAGGUCAGAAGGGCGAGCCGGGUCGGGAUGGAAUACCCGGUGAAAAAGGUGCACAGGGUCCGCCGGGGCCACCCGGAAAAGGAGAAUUUUCUGGCUAUGACCCCAGUUGGAAACCUCGAAAUAUUUACAGACCGGAAGGUAUCACAAUGAGACCAGGACUUCCAGGACAAAAGGGUGAGCCAGGUAUUUCCGGGAGCCCCGGUCCUAAAGGCGAAUCCGGAAUUCCUGGAUCUAAAGGUAUCAAAGGUGAACCUGGGCACAAAGGUGCUAAGGGCGAUCAUGGGAAAGAUGGACCUAGAGGAAUUCAGGGUUUUAAGGGUGAACCUGGCGCGCCUGGUGCACCCGGAUUACCUGGCGCACCCGGAGAAAAUGGGCGACCGGCGGAGAAGGGCGAUAAGGGUGAUACAGGACCUGAAGGAAAAGUAGGCUCUCCAGGACCGCCUGGUCCACCUGGUAUGGGUGGUUCCGGUGGCAUAAACGUGGGAGAUUUAGGAUUUGGCACAAAAGGAGACAAAGGCGAUGGCGGAGAGCGCGGGUACAAGGGCGAUAAGGGCACGAAGGGCGAGAAGGGCGAUAAGGGUGACUCCGGGCCAGCUGGUAUUCCCGGAAUAAACGGAAUUCAAGGACCUCAAGGAGAUAAAGGCGAACCGGGUAAAGACGGAGUAUCAGGAUUACCCGGCAUACCUGGCGCUAAAGGCGAGAGAGGUGAGAGAGGUCCUCCUGGAGCCACUACCGUCGCCAAUUCCGGAGACUAUAUCACCAUCAAAGGUGAGAAAGGCGCCGAAGGAAAACGGGGCAGGAGAGGACGACCUGGACCGCCUGGUCCUGUGGGUCCUCCCGGAAAGCCAGGAACUAUGGGAGAGAUCGGUCUACCAGGAUGGAUGAACACGAUAAAGGGUCGCCCUGGGACUCCUGGAAUUCCGGGAAGUAUCGGUCCAAUGGGACCCAAGGGAGAUAAGGGGGAACCUGGCGCACCGAGUCCUUACGGUGUUUCUGUCGGUAUCAAAGGUGAUAAGGGAGACGAUGGUUUUCCUGGAAUUCCUGGGCAGUCAGGAAGAGACGGUCAAAGAGGACCUCCAGGACCUCCCGGACCUCCUGGAGCACCGUCUCAAGGAAAAUAUAUUCCAGUUCCAGGACCUCCGGGUCCUCCCGGACCUCCUGGUCCGCCUGGCUUGUCUUUAAUCGGACAGAAAGGCGAACCCGGGAUCGGUAGAAGCCACGUUUUCGGAGAAAGAGAUUACUAUCCCCCCAGACAAGGAGCCAGAAGUAGUCUGGAUGAAUUGAAAGCUCUACGUGAACUCAAGCAACUGAAAGAACUGAAAGAACAAUUAGGUGUUGUUACUGCCGCUACAAGGGGACCUUUAGAGAGUACAACGAAAAUCGUGCCAGGAGCCGUUACGUUCCAAAACACAGAAGCUAUGACAAAAAUGUCUAGCGUUAGUCCAGUCGGGACCCUGGCUUACAUCAUAGAUGAACAAGCUUUACUAGUCAGAGUUAACAAUGGGUGGCAAUAUAUUGCUCUUGGAUCACUUUUGCCUAUUACCACGCCAGCACCACCGACGACAUCACCACCGCCAGCAAACCCACCUUUCGAAGCAUCCAACUUAAUUAAUCAGAUACCCGUGAAAGCCGAUGGAACAGGGUGGUAUCCGCGAAUGUUGAGAAUGGCUGCAUUGAACGAACCGUUCACUGGAGAUAUGCAUGGUAUACGAGGAGCAGAUUACGCUUGCUAUCGACAAGCAAGGCGAGCAGGCUUGAGAGGUACCUUCCGUGCUUUCCUUAGCUCUCGAGUUCAAAAUGUUGAUAGCAUUGUCAGAUUAGGAGAUCGAGAUCUUCCCAUAGUUAACAUAAAGGGUGACGUGCUAUUUAACUCUUGGAAAGAGAUGUUUAACGGAAAUGGAGCGUACUUCUCUCAAAAUCCCAGAAUCUACAGCUUCAAUGGAAAAAACAUCCUUACUGACUUCGCGUGGCCUGAGAAAGUCGCGUGGCACGGUUCUCACAAACUUGGCGAUCGAGCGAUGGACACCUACUGCGACGCCUGGCACUCGAGUAGCUCGGAUCGUUAUGGAUUAGGCUCGCCGUUGACCGGCGGCCGAUUGUUAGAACAAGUACGAUACUCGUGCGACAAUAAAUUCGCGCUGCUCUGCAUCGAGGUGACAAGCGAGCUGGUGAGGAGACGGCGGAAUGCCGACGAUCGGCCUGACGACGAUAUCGAGAUGUCGGAGAACGACUAUAUGGAGUACUUGGAGGAGCUCAUGCAAUACUGAACACUCGCAUCUUCGACCAUCCAGUCGCAACGCGAAAAUCGAGCCGUUAUGUAAAUAGCAAAAUAUGCAGAUGCGCGCGUGCUACGUUUCUUCACGCGACAUAUAUAAUAUAUAUAUAAGUAUAAAAGAAAAAUCCCACGUUCGAAAUAAUAAUUCAUAUCGAUAUACAUAUCGUGAAGUCAUAACGUGUGCGUGCGUGCCAUCGCGAGCAGUGUCACGUCUCAUCGUCUCGCGUUCCCGAGAUCACAAUGAAACUGUCUCCGAUUCCAAAGGUAUAAUUACUUGUACUUUCGCCGCGCGAGCCACUAGCCAUCCGCUUCAGCCGCGUCUCAGUUCUCUCUUUUUCUCGAUCUUUCUUAAAGAUAAAAAGAAGACUGAUCGUCUAGAUACUCAUCAGUGUUUUGUCAUUUUGCGAUAUUCGCGCCGGGUACUCUCCCCCUUCCAUAUCAGUCUGGCUUUCGAAAGCUUUGAUCACUCGAGGCCUUUCGAGAAAGCUGCGCCGCGAUUCAACGUUCGUUAAACGUUUCCCCUCAUCACGAUAAACGUCCAAAAAUACUUAUGGAUCGCCAAACGAGCAACGCGAACUCGAACAACGCGUGCAACACUCGCUCUCAGGCCCGCGGUUUAUGGCGCACUUUGAAUGCUAAAAACGCGGCUGUCUAGUUUUAUUCCUUCUUCUCAAGUAUCGUACGCUGGACACCUACUCAGCCUACUCUUCAAUUAUUCAAAGAUCAGAAAAUGCAGGCGAACGAUUUUUGUAACUAGCUCUCGUAUCGAUAGCUUAUCAUUGUAAAAAUGAGGGAUCUGAGUACAAAACGAUAGUAAUUUCAAGAUAAAAAACUCAAGAAACAAAGAUCUGAAAAUUUUUUAUAUCCAUCUUUUAUUUUACUCUUUCAAUUUUUCCUUGUAACGUAAUCUACACUGAGAAACUUGCCUUUUUCAAGUACAUACAUAUCGUUUUAAUUGGAUUUUUUUCAAAUUAUAAUAAAUAGAUAACGUAAAGCAUAAUUUAGAUUUCAAAUACACUUUAAAAAAAUAGAAAAUCAUAACUUUGCAUAAAAUUCUUUCUAAAUCAAAAAGAUUUAGUAAAUUAGUGAAAUUCUGUUUGAAUUCAGGUCCUCAAUUAUUCCAUAAAUUCUCCUCAAUUCUAAUGAUCUAACACAAAAUGAUAGGCAUACUUAUGCAAACCUUCAAGUGGUUGAAACCUAGAUAAUUAGUUCGGCACUGCAAAUAUCGAAAUACUACAAGUGCGCUGUACGAAUGCGGGCUGUACCAUUUAGGGAAAUAAUUACCUAACACUGCCCUAAAGAAACCCAAAAUGAAGUUCAUAUCCGCGAUCAAGUUGCAUUUACAUUUUAGCUGAUACAUAUUGAGUGUGUAUGUUAGACAUAAGAGGCACAUCGAUUAAGGAGUUCAGACAACGGAGUCGCUUGGCUCAUUGUCGAAGAUUUAUGCUCCGUGUAUCUUUUGUCAUAAAGAAAUUACUACUUAUAAAUCAUACGUCGCUUUAAGAGUAGUAGAUCAAUGAUCGGCUUCUAAAUUUUUAAGGAAUGUCACUGAGAUAUUUCAUAGAAAUUCUCAAGAAUUGGAGGAAAGCAAAAAAUAAUUAACAUAUAAAUGAAAAAUUAAGAGUGUUAAAAGGGCUAAGAGGACUGAGAGGUGUUACGGUCCGCUUUUAAGCGAUCCUUAAAUACAAUACGCCCUUUGACAAAAAAACUUAGACAUGAACUACAUAGCCAGUGUCCAGGUUCUCAACUUUGUUUUGUCAGGCUCUCAUUGUCAUCUCGCUCUUAUUGCCUUUUCUCUCAUUCUUGCUGAUUCUUGUUGAGAACAUGGACAUUGGCUAUGUAGUUCAUGUUCACUUUGUCAGAGAGUGUAUCGCAUUCGAGGAUCAUCUAAAAGAGAGAGGGCUGUAACUUCCUUGCUCAAAAUAUCUGAUAGAAUCAGAUAAGAAAAAAUUCUAUUUAAUUAAAUUAUGUUUUUAGUUCGAAAAUAUUACAUUGUUUCUUUGAAAUAUAUAAUAAACUUUUCAUAUUUCUGUAUUGUAUUGUGUAUUUUUUUAAUAUUAUAUAUAUAUAUAUAAUAUUUAAAACUUAAAUACACAAUUACACGAGAAAAUACUAGAAUAUUUUAUAGCUUUUCUAUCUGGCAUGAAAUCUAGUGUCUGAUAGAAACUUAAUUAUAGAUUCAAAUAAAAUCAUAAAAUUUCUAUAUGUUUCUAUCAAUUUCUAUAGAAAAUUUUGAGCAAGGUUCUCUCUGAUUAAAAUUUGUUUCUACAUAUAUAAAAAUCUGUUUCUUUUAAUUAAUUAAGCUUUAAUGUUACCAUACAUACAGGACAACAAAAAAGCAUCCUCGAUAUACAUUUUUAAUUUCUGUACUUGAUGUUACACAACUUAUUUCAUACAUACAAUAUGAAAUCAUCAAAUCUAAACACUUAUAUGAAUAAAUAAUGUUCAUCAAUAUCCGUGAAAGGCAUGGAAUAUGUAUAAUUGUUACAUUUUUUUAUUUGCCUAUCAUUUUUUCCUCUCAACACUAAGAUUUAUGUUUCCAAUCUUUAGAUCACACCGAGCAUAAAUCGGAUCUAAGUCAAUGUCUAUAACUCAAAGAUAUAUCGUUAAUAUUAACAUAAUUUAUUACAGUUACGUAGAGAUUGAGAUACAUCAUAUGUAUAUUUAGGUUGUCAGCAAGCUUAUUGGCGAAUAUUUCCUACGUACAUACGUAAACUUUUUUAUGUAUUGUCAGUAGUAAUUUGUGACAUAUCCAAGAACAUACAAUCAAUUGUCCUUCGAUAUAGUUUGCACCGAAAAUGUUUCGUUUCCAAAUUUUAUAUUAUUUGUACACUUUAUUAUUGUAUUUCUAAAUAAAAACAUGAAAAAGAG
This is a messenger RNA of Monomorium pharaonis (pharaoh ant), 8201 nucleotides long. RefSeq names its product collagen alpha-1(XVIII) chain (gene Mp). Bases 1906 to 5322 code for a protein of 1138 amino acids. The record is from RefSeq and is a predicted model, not a curated record. NCBI's taxonomy places the organism in Eukaryota, Metazoa, Arthropoda, Insecta, Hymenoptera, Formicidae. The transcript has 23 exons.